Messenger RNA from Sporothrix brasiliensis 5110, 1527 nucleotides. RefSeq lists its product as uncharacterized. Lineage: Eukaryota; Fungi; Ascomycota; Sordariomycetes; Ophiostomatales; Ophiostomataceae. The coding region runs from base 1 to 1527 and encodes 508 amino acids. The transcript has a single exon. The record is from RefSeq and is a predicted model, not a curated record.
AUGGCGACACCAAUCGAGACGGUUCCGGCCGAAAAAUCAGAUCCGCUGCCCAUCACACAGGCGUCGACGGAUCGAGCAGUCGACCGGCCCUUGUCCGAGACGUCGUCGGGAUGUCUUGCGUUUGUCAAACAAACCGGUGGCGACGGUCGUUAUCGCCCGGAGCGGCCGACCAAGCUCCGAAACAGCCUGCUGGCCGGCGUGGGGUUUCUGGAGCUGGCCAACGCGGGCGACUUCGCCGCCAACGUCUGGAACGAAAUACCCGUGCCCGUGCACGCCAUUGUGCUGAUGGCGCUGGGCGCGUCGGUGGCGCUCGGCAUUCUCUAUUUUGCCGCCAAAGACGCCCGCCUGAGCUGGGCGAACGUCUGCGGUCUGCGGGCCGAGCGGCGCCACCUGCGCCAGGCGAUGGGGGACGCGCGGCGCCGGCACGGCGACGACAAGGCCGUGGUUCGCACUCUGGCCUGUUUGCUGGACGUCAACUUCCGGGAGACGGGCACGGAGCUCGUCGACCGCCUCGGCAUGGACGUGUGUAUGGGCUUUGGCGCCCUGACCGUCGGCGUCGGCACCUUUAUGGCCAUUGACGGCGCCAACAGGGACGUCUUCCUCGCCAGCAACCUCCUGUCCGGCUACGUGGGCAACGCGCCGUGCGCGCUCUACGGCCUGGCCAACCUGUUCUGGUCCCUCUUUGUAUGGCGGCGGGCGCACCGGCACCGCCGGGCCGGGGCGACGACGACGACGACGGUGACCGGCCUGGCCGGCGGCCGGAUCGAGCAGAUGCUCCAGGCCCGCAUCGCCCGCGUCCAGCUCCACAGCGCACUCAAUGGCGUCACGGGCGUCGUGGCCGGCGCCGCAUCCCUGGUCACCGCCACCAUGUGGUGGGGGUACGUCGUCCUGAUCCCGUGCAUCGCGUCGUCCGUCUUGGCCAACUACUUCUGGCGGCACCGAAUCGGCUACCAGCGCCCGCUUGUCGCGCAGCAGCACGCCGUCGUUCCCUUUGACGAGGCGAGCAUCGUGGCGGAGCUGGCGUUUGUCGAUGCGUCCCGCCAGCGGUGGCGCCAGCCCCGGUCGUCCGAUCCCUUCGCCGGGCUGGUCGCCAAGCCCGACUCGGUGUCCUGCGUCGUGGAGUUCAUCGUCCGAAACCGCCUCUUUGAGGCACUCUGCAUGCGUGUGCUCGCAGACGCGCAGGUGUGUGCGCACACAGCGGCGCUCGUCGACACCGCCAGCGACACGGUGACGGUCCGUGCGGAGAGCCUGGCGGCGGUCACCGACGACGCCGCGCGUGGUCGGCUGAUUGACCUUGCGUGGGCAGUGAUGAUCGAUGCGGCCCCGAAAUGCUUUCGCGACCAAGAGAAUGCUCUCCUCGAAGUGCUUGGAUGCCUCUUGUGCCGUCCCGUCGACGCCAACGAAAAACACGAGGCCCCGGAAGCUGCGGAAGACCCGGCCACAGCGACCCCGCCCGCGUCAGAGCCCGCGCUGGAACACGUUAUCGAGAUGGACGCCCUGCAGCAAGAACAUGAGCGAGAGGUGUGA